Messenger RNA from Hyaloperonospora brassicae, 3552 nucleotides. The record is from the annotation of a GenBank genome assembly. Lineage: Eukaryota; Oomycota; Peronosporomycetes; Peronosporales; Peronosporaceae.
AUGGACAAGCUGCAGGAGCUCAGUCUCGUGUCCAAAGUAUGUCAGGCGCUGGAGAAUCACUUGGGCAUGAGCGACAAGACGCUGGCCGAGUUUGUCAUUGACCUCGUGCGCAGCAGCAGCGACUGUGCCGGUUUUCUGGCGUCCAUCAAAGAGGACGAGCUGCCGCUGCCGCGCGCGCUGGCAGAGAAUCUCUUUCGCAUUGUACAGACGAUGGCGCCGCAACGGAUGAAGCCAUCAGAGGUUAAAGACGGCAAGAUCAAGACGACCACAAGACACGAGAUUCGAGACGACGAGCGGCUCACGGCGUUGGAUAUUGCAGGAGCAGCAGUGGAAGACGGUGGCGACGAAAGAAAAGCGAGUGUAGAUCAACAAAGACACUCGCCUCGUCAUCGUGGCAUUGAAAAUGAUGACCGAUCGUCCGGGGACCUGAGAAGGGCGCGCGACCGUUACGGGCGUGAUAGAAGUCGUGGACGGAUAGACGGUCGCGACCGAAAAAGUAGACGAUCUAGGUCAGAAGACAGAAGAAGUGGUCGGCGGGACCACGACAGAAGUCGAAGUCGUGGACGUGAGCAGCGUGAUGGACGUUACGGACCGUCUCUUUCGCAAAGUACUCGUCGAGCUCGUGACGACGAUCGACGUGGAAAAGACGAGCAGCGUGCAAAGAUCGUGGAGCUGUAUGGCAUUUAUGACGGUCGUGUGGCUAAAGUCAUGGAAUUUGGCGUGUUUGUUGAACUUGUUGGUUGUGGAAAAGAGAAGAAAGAAGGGCUUGUGCACGUGUCCAACUUAUCGUCAAACCGUGUGAGCAAUGUAAAGGAGUUUGUUCAGCGCGGCGAUCGCGUGAAAGUGAAACUGAUAUCGAUAUCGGGGCCCAAGCUGUCGUUAUCGAUGCGCGAUGUGGACCAAAAGACGGGGCAGGAUUUGUUGCCCCAGCGCUCGAUCAGCGGCAUCGAGAGAGCGCGCGAGGAGAACAAGUCGUUGGAUCCGCGCUCGUGGAUAAACCCUUCUGCACCUGGUAUGCAGAAAUCGCACCAGAUUGAUGAUGAUGACGGCAAGCCACAGCGUGCUGCUAAGCGCAUGUCGUCACCUGAGCGAUGGGAGGUGCAACAGCUUAUAAACUCUGGCGUGUUGUCAGUUGAAGACUAUCCUACCUUCGAUGACGAGCAUGGCCUGCUAAACACCGAAGCUACAGAGGAGGACUUUGAGGUCGAGCUCAACGAAGAUGAGCCAGUAUUCCUGCGAGGCCAAACUCACAUGAGCCGCGAUUUGUCACCCGUCAAGAUUGUAAAGAACCCGGAUGGAUCGAUGCAGCGUGCGGCAAUGACUCAGUCAAACUUGGCAAAGGAGCGUCGCGAGCUCCGGCAGACACAGGCAAAUCAACUUAUUGACUCCAUUCCGAAGGACCUUAACCGUCCCUGGGAAGAUCCAAUGCCAGAUGCUGGUGAGCGUCAUUUUGCUCAGGAAUUGCGUGGUAUCAAUAUGGGUGUGACAUUUGAGCUACCUGAAUGGAAGCAAAAGUCGGUGGGUAAAAACCUUUCAUACGGCAUUGUGUCGAACAAGUCAAUACUAGAACAGCGCGAGAGUCUUCCGGUCUUCAGACUCAAGCGUCAAUUGAUGAAGGCGAUCGCCGAUAAUCAGUUUCUUGUAGUCAUUGGAGAAACUGGGUCCGGCAAAACCACGCAAAUGACUCAAUACAUGGCAGAAAUGGGAUUGACUUCCACUGGUAUCAUUGGAUGCACACAGCCGCGUCGUGUAGCGGCCUCAUCUGUGGCAAAACGUGUGGCGGAGGAGUUUGGCUGCGAAUUGGGCCAAGAAGUGGGCUACUCGAUGCGGUUUGAGGACGUCACGACUCCAGAAACAGUGAUCAAGUACAUGACUGAAGGUAUGCUUUUGCGAGAGUACCUGGCCGAUCCUACGUUAUCGAAGUACAGCGCACUGAUGCUUGAUGAAGCUCACGAGCGAACAAUCAACACUGAUGUUCUUUUUGGUUUACUGAAAGAUCUUGGGCGCAAGCGAAAGGACUUGAAACUUAUUGUGACUUCGGCAACACUAGAUGCCGAGAAGUUUUCUCGAUAUUUCUUUGACUGUCCGAUUUUUACGAUUCCAGGACGUACGUUUCCUGUCGAGAUUUUGUAUACCAAGGAACCGGAGCUCGACUACUUGGACGCUUCGCUUCUUUGUGUCAUGCAAAUCCACUUAUCCGAGCCGGAGGGAGACAUAUUGCUAUUCUUGACUGGCCAAGAAGAGAUCGAUACAGCUUGCGAAGUGCUGUACCAGCGUAUAAAAGCAUUACAGGAGCGUGCAUUGGCGCCAGAGCUUAUCAUACUUCCGGUGUAUGGCGCGUUACCUUCCGAGAUGCAGUCGCGCAUUUUUGAACCAGCGCCUAAGGGCUCUCGGAAGUGUGUGGUGGCUACCAAUAUUGCAGAGGCAUCACUGACGAUCGAUGGCAUUUAUUAUGUCGUGGAUCCUGGUUUUUGCAAGCAGAAUGCGUUCAACUCUAAAAUCGGAAUGGAUUCUCUGGUGGUUGUGCCCUGCUCACAAGCUUCAGCUCGCCAACGAGCCGGGCGUGCUGGACGCACUGGCCCAGGCAAAUGCUACCGACUGUACACGGAGAAUGCUUACAAGAACGAGAUGCUGUCCACGACUGUGCCUGAAAUUCAGCGUGCGAAUCUUGGUUCGGUUGUGCUACAGUUGAAGGCAAUGAGUAUUAACGAUUUGAUGGCUUUCGAUUUCAUGGAUCCACCGCCUCAAGAUGCCCUUGUCAUGGCGCUAGAGAACUUGUAUGCUCUGGGCGCUCUCGAUGACGAAGGUUUGUUGACGCGACUUGGAAAGAAGAUGGCUGAGUUUCCUGUGGAGCCGAAAAAUGCAAAAGUGCUGCUAACUUCUGUGGUGCUUGGUUGCGCGGAGGAAGUGUUGACUAUUGUGGCGAUGAUGUCAGUGGAGUCGGUCUUUUUCCGGCCAAAAGAAAAGCAGGCGCAGGCUGACCAGAAGAAAGCCAAGUUCCAUCAGCCUGAGGGUGACCACUUGACCUUACUGGCUGUGUAUGAGGCUUGGGCGAAUUCCAAAUUCUCGAACCCAUGGUGCUACGAAAACUUCAUCCAAGCGCGGGCUAUUCGUCGUGCUCAAGAUGUGCGCAAGCAGUUGCUGUCAAUUCUAGACCGAUACAAAAUGGAUGUUCUUUCUUGUGGCAAGAACUUUAACAAAGUUCGGCGUGCGAUUGUUGCAGGUUACUUUGCUAACACAGCAAAGAAGGACCCACAAGAAGGAUAUCGCACCAUGGUGGAGGGUCAGCCCGUGUACAUUCAUCCAUCGAGUGCGUUGUUUAACAAGAGCCCUGAGUGGGUGCUUUAUCAUGAGCUCGUACUCACGACGAAGGAGUACAUGCGCAACAUCAUGACAAUAGAACCAAAAUGGCUGGUGGAACUAGCUCCAGCCUUUUUCAAGAAGGGGGAUCCUACCAAACUCUCGAAGCGCAAGCGCAACGAGAAGAUCGAGCCGCUGUAUGACCGCUUCAACCCGCCUGAUUCUUGGCGUCUCAGCAAACGCAGGGGAUAA